AUGGGUCCUUCAAGACACACGCGGUCGGCCGCGAACGCAGCCGCUCGAAGCGAAGAUUCCGCUUCCGCACCCGCUUCUUCUUCAGCACUCACCUCCACUGCAGCUUCUUCAAGAACACCUACUAGAGAAUCGCCUUACACCAGAACGCCAACGAAGCCAUCAUCUUCCGCCCUCACCCUUGGUCCUAGCACGCCAACGUCUAGGACCAGUUCACCAAUGAUGCUGCGUGAGAUCUUCUCGAUGAUCAGCCCCUUCCGGGGCCACAGCAAGGCAAGACGAUCUGCUGCCUUCGGCGCUGCGGAUGAGAUGGAAGCGGAGGAAGAUCAAAGCGCCCAAGCAGUACAGCCAACCCGAACGCCUUUGCUCGAGGAUGUGCAGGAAGAUGUCGACACUGAGGACCGAAUGAUCGAGCAUGCCGAAGAAGGUGUCUCGAACACUACCUCCGUCUCUCGCAAGCUUCUCGAUAUUCCUAGCUCAUCGCGGCCAGUGUCUCGUUCACCAAGCCCUAGACCACGGUUACCUAUUCCAAUGCCCGAGCCGCUCAAGUCGCUGCCUUUGGCCGACAGUGAACUCGUGACACCUGGCCUUCGUCGACAAGCUGACAACCUGCGGCCUGACCUAUUCACAUCAACUCCAGGUCCUUCAACGUCGUACGCGCCCCUGCCGCAACAGCAGAUGAGCCCGGUCUCUCGCAACUACGACUUGCUAGCUCGCUUCUUCUCUGAGAAGCAACGUGGAGGGCAAGGCGGCCUCACCGAGGUUGAAGUGGAAGGUUGCAUCAGGUUGAUCGAAGAAAGCAUGGCGACAGGCCGCAAUCUCGAGUCUGAAUUUGCUGGUAAUCACUCAUCCUCCCACGGUCGACAGUACCCAUCUAUGCAAGCGUUUGACUAUGCUUCCUCCACGCGCGCCAGCAGCAUCGUACCGUCAUCAUCUGCGAUGCCGGUCACGCAGAGCAUGGGCAAUCUCUUCCACCCAGGAACCAACCGCAUGCCCGCCUCGUCGAACUCGUUCUCUUUCUUGGCACCUCGCGCCGCUGCCUCGCAAUCUACCAGACCAUUUGGCGCACCGACCUUGUCAGCGCCGCGUCGUCGACCCAUCUAUUUGGGACCAGGCAUGAGCGGCCUGUCACUCCAUCGUAGGAGACCGGUCAUAUCCAGCGCCUCGCGUGCUGCCACACUUGCUGGUUCGCAAGGACAAGGCUUGGUGCCAAGGUCCAGCACGGAUCCUAAUCUUGCAAGACACGCACGAAACGAUGACGACACUAUUAUGCAGGACGCAUCUGAACGAGCUGCCGGUCUUGAGGAUGCAAAGCGCCGUCGUACAGCUGCCGCUGCUGAUUCUGGCUCUCCCGCACAGAGUCGCUCGUCGAUUGCGGGCCAGACGGUCCAAUUCGACCCCACGUACGAGAAGCAAGCUCGCCAGAGCAGCAUGCUUGCGAAGGACAUUGCAGCCUCUUCAUCCUCCACCAUUGCUGGCGCCUCUGGAUCGCCCUUGAAGCGAACAGCUCCGACUGCUGAGCCAGUCAAGACCAGUCCGCCAAAAGCAACAACACGCACCGCCAACGCCAUCCAAGACAUACUGAAAAGCAGCCCGCCUGUUCGUCCACCAACUAAGCCUGAGCUAGUCAAUCCAUACCAGCAAGUGGCACCCUUGCCAGCCAGAAGCAGGAAGCUUGGCGACAAUGAGACUUUGUCUUCAACAUCAGUGCGCCGAUCUGCUCGCUCGUCGAUGCUGACCCGCGCCAAGGAGAGGAAGACGGCAAAAGCGGCCGAGAAGAGCAGCCCGCCCAAGGAAACUGUCCUUGAGCUUAUCGAGCGUACUGCACCAAAGACUGCAGCCAGCAAGAGAAAGGCUACCAGCGAUGCAACGGAGGAUCAACGCAAUGGCAGAGCCACCACAGCUUCAUCAUCUACAGCAUCGGCUGCCUCUACAGCAGCUAGCGCCACCAUGGAAGAGCAACGCAAGCUGCAAAAGACGGAAGAGGUACAGCGACGUUUGGAAGCACCCGACAAGGCGAGGACCGAUCAACAAGCUGCAGCCAAGCCCACUGCUGCCGAUUCGUCAAGCUCGCAGAAAGCAGCGGGACCCAUUGCAAAGGCGGCCUCUGCUGCCAAUUUGGUGCCUCCACAGUAUACGGCUACAAAGCCAAAGAAACCUUCGCCUCUAUCGGCUACAUUCCAGGUACCUGAUUCGCCCAGCUCGGACUCGGAGUCGGCACCAGCACAGCCUCGCGGACCUGAGAUUGCUAAGCCGAGCUUCAACUUCGGAAGCUCCUUGGCAUCGACCUCCAGCGCUGCAAAGCCGCCAUCUGCACCAUUCUCAUUCAGCGCACCGAAGCCCAGCGCUCCUCCUGCUCUAGCUGCGGCAUCAGCGCCUGCUCCAAGCAGCGGUUCAUUCAGCUUCUCCGAGCCAGCAGUAGCAGCGCCUCCUGCCGCCGCUCCUUCUGCACCUUCGACGGGUUCCACUUUCUCGCCCAUCACACCAGCUUGCUCGCAGCCGCAAACAUAUUCCAAGCCUGCAGCUAUAACUCCUGCUAGGACGUUCAACUUCUCAGCACCUGCCGCCGCCCCUGCUUUCGCAGCUUCGAGUUGUUCUGCUGAGACAUCGUCGCCUCGCAGUGAAGUGUUGGCAGAAGACGCAUCCAAAUUGCCCAAGUUCGAAUGGCAAGUGCCUGCACCAAGCACCAGCGCAGCUGCCGAUAAAGCAUUGCGGGAUGAGAUCAAGUCAGUAGCUCAGUCGGCAUUGCCCAAGUUUGACUUCAUCUAUGAGGUCAAGACGGCGACUGCUUCUGGUGACAAGAAGAGACAGGGAGUAACCGCUGCUGCUCCAGUCGAGCCAGCUGCACCUGCACCUAGCGCUGGGUUCAGCUUCUCGGCUCCCUCUGCCGCUCCUGCACCUGCUCAAACUACUGCCAGCUCUGCUGCUUCUUCUGGCGAAGACAGGACGAGCGGUUCCGAUGAUCCCAGCAAGAACCAAUCCUCCGGCCUUCUUGGAGAAGGAGAAGGCGAAGAAUCGGAAUCGACCCUGCAUGAAGUCCGAGCAAAGAUCUGGUCUCUCGACCCACUGACUAAGGCGUGGAAGGACCUAGGAGUGUGCGUUGCAAAGCUCAAGCACAAUUCAGAGACCGGUAAACACAGACUGCUGGCUAGAAACGAGGCUAACGGUAAAGUAGCAGUCAACUUUAUGACCUACAAAGGGUUGAAGACGAAGCUGGAGAGUACGGUAAACACUUUCCUUGGGUUUGAGGGUAAGGAGCCCAUGACGUACAGAGUCAAAGUCAAGACUGAAGACAUGUCGAAGGAGUUCAAGGAGAAGUUGGAGGGUGCUAGUGCCUAG
Molecule: messenger RNA, 3336 nt
Organism: Ustilago hordei
Lineage: Eukaryota; Fungi; Basidiomycota; Ustilaginomycetes; Ustilaginales; Ustilaginaceae
Exons: 1
Coding region: 1-3336 (1111 amino acids)
Biological process (GO): intracellular transport
Source: RefSeq, a predicted model, not a curated record